Messenger RNA from Fusarium coffeatum, 780 nucleotides. RefSeq lists its product as uncharacterized. Bases 1 to 780 code for a protein of 259 amino acids. The record is from RefSeq and is a predicted model, not a curated record. The transcript has a single exon. NCBI's taxonomy places the organism in Eukaryota, Fungi, Ascomycota, Sordariomycetes, Hypocreales, Nectriaceae.
AUGGCUCGAAUUCUCAUCACUGGCUCAACCGACGGCUUCGGCUUCGAAGCAGCCCGUCAACUAAUUGAGCGCAAGCACGAGGUCUAUCUCCAUGCCCGUAACCAACAGCGUGCCGAAGAAGUCAAGACAAAACUACCCGGAGCCGCUGGUGUUUUCAUCGCCGACUUGACAACCGUUGCCGAGACGCGUAAACUAGCUGAGGAAGCCAACGCUAUCGGGACUUUCGACUCUGUCAUUCUCAACGCUGGCCUCAUGUCCGGACCCUACCGAAAGGUCGACCUCGGCGUACCAGCCAGUGUCUUCGUUAACCUCGUUUCACCAUAUAUCCUAUCAACUCUCCUCAAUCAGCCCAAGCGUUUCAUCGGCAUCGCUUCAAUACUGCACCACCAGGCUGAUACAAGCCUCAAGGACAUCUUUUGGCUUGAGCGAGGUGAACAGGCUUGGCAAGAUUUCCAGGCCUACUGCGACGCCAAGUUCCAUGUUAUGCUUCUUGUGAACGCGCUCGCGAGACGAUUCCAGGAUAGCUCGUUCGUUUCGGUGCAUCCUGGUUGGGUUCCAACUAAGCUUGCUGGUGCUGGGGCGCCCGAUAAGAUGGAGGAUGGUAUUGAGACAUAUGUCAUGUUGGCUGAGGGUGAUUAUGACACUAGCCUCAGUGGUGUCUACUUUAAUCCCAAGAAGGAACAGGGUCAGCCUCAUGCGUUGACUGCGAAUGAAGACUUGCAAGAGACUGUCGUCAAGGCAUGCGAAGAUCUUACAAGCUUGAAGCUUCCUAGCUGUUGA